Messenger RNA from Cinara cedri, 13699 nucleotides. The record is from the annotation of a GenBank genome assembly. NCBI's taxonomy places the organism in Eukaryota, Metazoa, Arthropoda, Insecta, Hemiptera, Aphididae.
CGCGUAGACCGGUCGAUGUGGACGCCCGGCGCCGGCACGCGGCAUUUGUCCACAUUUCAUCAUAUAGACGGCAACGCGAUCGCGAGCACGCAGCACGCCGAAAUUGCGUAGCGCGUUUUGUUUUUGCCGUACAGCAUUGCACCGACGGACGGCCGGCCUAAACCGUAAGGUUUUCCAUUGACAUUACUGUUUGCCGGGUCGAGACACGAGUGCCAUCCGGGGUUACCGAACGGUCGCGAUAUUUCGUUAUUGCAGACCGUAGGUACCGCCGACACGGCCGGGUUCGUUGGGAAAAUUACAGUGGCCAAUACCGCGCCGCCGAAACGCGGUAUGCGGUCGUAGUGGUUAACGUAACGAGCCGUGGCGGUUGGCGGGCGUCGCGCGGACACAUGGCGACCGGCGACGCGCCGCCGAAUGGUAAGCACGUACGGUCGCACAGCCUGAAGAGCUUCCCUCUGGUGGCCGCCGCGGUCAUCGACGGCACCGUCAAGAAACCGGACGACCACGGCGGCGGCGACGGCGAUUCGCACGCGACAAUCUCGGCGGCAAAAUUGACGUCCACUUGGAAACAGGUUUAAUAUUCUUGUUUCGUCGCCCGCUAAAACUCACGGGCUAUUAAUAACAAUAUUGUUAUGCACAUUUGCCUAUAUCUACCUGCACACUGGUCGAUCGAAAAUUCAAUGGGUGGGAGGUGUUUUUUUUUUCCAUUAUUAUUAUCCUGGCGAUAGACGACCGGCUUUUCGCACGCUUUUCUAUUUUUCGCAGUGUUCGCGCGUUUCCGUCGAAUCGACCACGUCUGAUAAGUAUACCUCAUCUUAUGUAUACGUAGUAUACUCUGUCCGAGUGUUUCUCAACGUGGGUGCCGCCAACAAGUUAUUUAGGGUUGUCAAAAAUAUACAAUUUUUAUUUAGGGGUCGCUAAAAAAUGUUGAGAAACACUAUUUUAUCCAUUUUUUUUUUUUUUAUCAGGAGCUAAACUAUAAAACUUUAUUGACUGAAAUCUGGCCGAUUUUGAAUCAAAUUCAAGUGUAAUCGUGUGUAUUGGGAGUUGAGCAAAUCAUUAUACUCUCGUAGUAAAUUUGAAAUGGGGUCGGGUUUACCCCACUAACCUACGCCUCUAAAAAUGAUACUCAUAUGAAAAUGUAAAACACUUCGUAAGUAGGUAUUUUUAAGUGUCUAUCCCGCCUAGUGUUGUUACUCAUGUUUUAAUGUUUCCAUGGGAACACGACGAGCCCGAGUGUAUAAAUUUGUUUUGCCGUAUUAAUAAUAUACUUACCUACAUAAUAUACAGGGAUGGACAGUAUCUUCGAUUCGAGUAUUUUAGAUUACUGUAUUAAGUCUUGUAUCGCAAUAAAGUAUUUUAUUAUACUUGAUAGGUGUAUUACGAGUAUAAAUAUUAAAUAUGUAUACACUUUGAAAAAUGUGUUUUUUUUUCUAAAUAAAAGCUAAAUUAUUGACAUGAAUAUAUAGGCGAACACCCUCGAUUAAUCGAAUGAAGAAGUUACGUGCCCAAGGUCAGGUUAUAGUUGUCUGUGAAGAAUUUUGGAAUAUUGAAAAAUGCCCAUAUUAUAAUACACAAAUUUAAUACGAUAAUGACAAGAUUUUAAUUUUUAAUCGUGUCGAAGUUACGUGCUUUGUUAAAAGACCAUAUUAGCUGAUAAAGUAAGCCAUAUUUUUUUUUUUGACACACGCGCCACUCGCACCGAAUCGAGACGACUAACGAAGUAACGUUCGUUUAAAUUAACGAAUAUCUACACAAAUUGUGUAGGAAUUAAAAUCUAUAUUAUAAUUUAGAACAAUACGCCGUCUGAAAUAGAAAAUCAUUUAUCUAUUCUAAUCUUUAUGGAUGGUACAAAUUUUAAAAUAAAACAAUUUCCAUAGACGGAAAAUGAAUAUAUUAAUGUGUUUUCUGCAAAGACAAAAAAAAAAAAACAACGAAUAUAGUGUCACAUUGAUCUACAUCAAAUUUUCGCGUAAAUACAAAUAGGGUUAGUUUCUUUAUUUUGAAAAAAUGUAUAGUAAGUAAAUCUAUCAAAAAUCUGAAUUUCUGGUAGUUAUAUGUUUUAAUGAUAAAAAUCAAAGUUUACAAAGCCUUAAUUACUUCCGACUUAUUAUAUUCAGUUUCAUUUUUUAAACGAAAGGAAUAUUUAAAAAUAAUUAUUACAGUAUGUAUGCUAAUAUUACGAUUUAAAAAGAAACUGCACCUCCUCCUCCCAAAUAUUACCCACACAUAUGUCUGCUCAGUAAAAAUAAGUAAAAUAUAGUUUGAUUAUAUAUAAUCUAAAAGGGGUUCAAUAAAACUAAUUCGGGUUUUAAAAUUACAUUAAAAAUAACUAAAGCUCCAAACUUCGAAGAUUUAAACUAAAGGGGACAAACAAUUUUUCAUUAAAUAAGAACGGGGACUCCGUCCUACUUUAACUACGAUUUUGGCUACUUAAAUAUCUAGUAAACUAUUCGAAUAAUAUAAUAUAAUAAUAUCAAUUUAUUAUUGUAAUUUUAAUUUACUGAAUAUCUUGUAAUUAAAUUCUAUAAACAAAUUAUUAAUGUAUCUAGAUACUCAUAUUGAAGUAUAUUGCCCAUCCCUGCUAUGUAUGUAUACAUAUAUGACGCCGUUUAUAAGACCCACUUUGUAACUAGCACAGCGAAUCUUAUAACCGAAUGAAUCAUAUAGGUGAAACGGGAAAUAAACAAACAUUUUAAUUAAUUAUUAAUUUUAUAUUCCUAUAACGUUUCUAGUAUUACAUAUAUCUUAGAUAUUAUUAUUUAUAAAAUAUUAUUAAAUAAAUAUAAUAUUAUUAAUUAAAUACGGUGUUAUGUAACAUAUACAGUGUCCCAUGAAGAUUGAAGAUAUACUCAUAAGAUAAUAAAAUAAAGAUAAUUAAACUUUAUUUUUUUUUUUUUUUAUAUAUUACUCACAGUGAUAAGGGCUACAAAAAUUUAUAUUUGAAUUCAAUUUUUAUGUUUUAUAAAAAACUAAAACAAUAACUUAGUAUUUUAUUAUUUUCGAAAAAUUUGAAGAUAGCCAUUUUAUUGAGUUUAUUCUUCUGAAAAUUUUGACGUUUCAAUUUUUUAUUUUCAUCAGAUUUGUAAUUUUUAAUAAUUUUCAACGUUUAGAAAAAAUAACUAUAAUUUUGCAUCAUAUAAAAUAAUAAAAUAGUUAUUUUUUUUGUUUUUACCAAAACAUAAAAAAUUAAUUUAAAUAUAAAUAUGUGUAAUUCUUAUCAGCCAUAUACAGAUUGAUUUUUUUUUUAUUAUGAACCAGCAAUUAUCUUAGAGAAUUUUAAGUGAAUUUGAUUUCUGUUUUUUCUAAUCAUUAUGAAAUCGUUAAAACCAUUUUUAAAUUUUUCCUCUACUCCAUAUGUCUUAAAUAAGAACAUAAUCUUGAUUAUAAAAUAGAACCCCUCUUGAACAUAGAUUUGAAUAGCGAAUAUUUUUCUAGAAAUUGUGAUAUGCAUAACACUAAUAUCAUAUUAAUCGUUUAUGAUUUAUAACCAUUAAAGUAUUUAUAACCAUAAAGUCUAGACUGGAGGAGUAGGAAAGGGUUAUAGAUACGCAAUUUAUCAGUGAUUGAACCUUAUAUCCAUGAGUUUUAUAAGCGACGUACACUAUGUAUAAAAUAUGAGUGCGCAUUUUCUGAGUUAAUUACAAUAUUGUUAGUUUAAUAAAAUUCAAAGGAUACGAAAUUGUACACAAUUUUUAUUUUAUCUGUAAUUUGUUAGAUUUAUUAAUAUAUUAAAGAUAAAAUAAUGCUGAUACUGCUGAUGAGUGUAUCAUUGUUUUAGGAUAGAUGUUGAAAGGGAAGAUAUAUGAAGUAAUUUAAUUUAAAUCUGUACGCAACGAUAAACCAUUGCUAAUGAAAAAUGAUUCUAAACAGAGUAUUAUUAGAUAGAUAGAUAGAUUUAUUAUUAUUUCAAAUAAUAUAAUAAAAAUACAAACACAUUUGUUCCGAAAGCUUGAGCUUGUAGGUAUACUAGAAGAAUUCGUAAUGUUUCGUUUCUUAAUUUAGUAUUUAAUAUUCAUUUAUUAGUCGUAUUUUUCGUAUUUUGACCCUUUAGCCCAGAAAUCAACAAAAUUUUCAAUUUUUGUAAUUGUUAAAAAAUUACUUCCUAAUUGAAGCACUUGAUCCAAUUAGAUCAAACUAUCUGCUACAAGAAAAUUCCUGUACAGUUUUUGACUAGAGUCGAAUUCCUGGUAAAAAAUCGUUCAUGGAUACAAAAAAAAAUAAAAAAAUAUAAAAACUAUCAUAGUAAAAUUAAUACAUACCCUCACUUUGCUCAGAAUUAAAAAAAAAAAUUGUUUACUACAGAAAAUUUUAUACGGAAAAUCCUUAUGUAUUAUAGGUAAAAACACACUAAUUUACUUUAUUAAUAGUACUCAUUUUUAAAAAUUGUUCGUAUAGGUAAUCUAUUCAAAUUAAGGCUUACAUAUACUGUAUGUGUAGGGUAUACACUAUACAUACGUCAGAGGUGAACGUAAUAAUCAUUGUAACCGUGAUCAUUGCAGUUUUUUUUUUGGUAAUAUGUGUGUUGCCGCCACAGCCACAGAAUAAUACUAAUAAUAAUAUUACCUCUACCUACUACUAAUUGUAAAAUCUUUCGAACGCUCUUAUCAAUAAUACAUUCCGUGUUAAUUUUUUUUUUUUAGCUAUAUAAAAAGGUGUCCAAAUCAAAUAAUUUUGAAUGAUUUUAACUGAUUAGUUUUUUGCUUAUAAAGUUUGUUGCUUAAAUGCAUAAACGAGCAUACACUUAUACGAAAAAUCACACUGCAUUUACACAAUUUGUGUAUAUAAUGUUACAAAAAUAGGGACUUGUUUGAAAAGUUUUUAACGAGAGUUUAAAACACUUCGCAUCCCUACUUAAGCCCUUAUUCCCCGGAAUCCAAGAUUUAUGAAAUAAAAACAAAUUAAUUUAUAAUAUUAUAUUGAAUGUUAUAAUAAGGCGUGCGAUCGAACCAGAGAUCGAACUAGGCAACUGCUGCGGAGAACAAUGUCGUGGAAAAGUAAUACGAUCGUUAUGCAGCAGCCUGCAGAAGAAAGCAAACCAGACGACAUAUCGAGUACAUGGGAGAUACACGUAUGGGGUGAGUAUUAUAUGUUUUUUUUAUGAAAGGCAAAUUCUCUUCGUAUUUUCCAAGAAUAAUCGUCCAUUAUACAACGCAGUAUAGUAGAAAUACGCGAAAAAAUGACAUACUAUAUAGGUAAUGUAUAUAUAGUAUGAGAUAUCCGAAAUGAAAUAUCUGUCAAAAAAAGACACGUUAUAAACGGAAUGAUGUAAAUUUAAAUAAUCAUAUUGGAUUUUCACCUACAGGGUAUCCCACGAAGAUAUACUCAUUGCUGGGCCAUUAUCUUGAGAUAAUACAAUUUGAAGAUGGCCAUUUUAUUGAGUUUAUUCUUCUGAAAAUGUUGACGUUUCAACUUGUUAUUUUCAUUAAAUUCGUGAUUUAAAAUGAUUACACGCAGAAGACGGUAAUCACAUUCGCUAAUUGAUAAGGUAUUAUUAUUAUGGCUAAAUACACUUUGUUUCUCUGAACUUUAUACAAAAUUAUAAAAAAAUUACGUAAUAAAAAUAAAACAGAAUUUGAUUCUUUUUAUUAUUUCCGGAGAUAUUAAAACGGUUGUAUCUUCGUGGGAUACCCUGUAUACAGCGAUGUUGCAUAAUAAACCGAUAUUUCCUUCAAGUUACCCAAUAUUUUAUUUCCUCGUCAUUUAUUUUUAAUAUUUUUUUAGAUUCUGAGUGUCUUUUACUAUAAGAUGUGUGGUUUUUUGUUUUAUUGGAUACCUUUUUUCUGCUAGUAAAAAUGCUCCGAUAUUUUCAUAAAAUAUAAAAAAGAUACAGAUUUUUCGCACAGUGGUACUUAUUUAUUUGAAAACAUAUGUUAGAUUUUCAACAGUUACUCUAAAGCAAUAAACAAAAAAAAAGGGCUUGAGACUGGUGUAGCCACUGUUGUAAGUGAGAAGUUGAAAAGGUAGGAUAUAGAAGAGAAUUUAGUUUAUACAUAGUACGCAACUAUUAAUCAUCUAUACUGAAAAACGAUUCUGAUAUCCUUUUUUAAGACAACAAAGAUUGUUUAAAAAAAGAUUAAAAUAAUAAAAACUAAAUAAUAACAAAAAAAAAAAAAAAUAAAUAAAACCAUUAAACUGUCAAUGAUAACUUUAUUUUAACCUAAAAAUCAGUUUUUCUUCAUUAUCUCCAAUAUUAAUAAGAGUAUCAAAAAAGAUCUUUUUAAAGUACUAACAAGAGAUUAAAUGCAGCAACAGAGGUAUUAUUUCAUGUUUUGAUUGGAGUAAUAUUUCUAUGGAAAAGGUUGUUUACAGACAAAAAGAAAAAAAAUUAAAAAACAAUAGUAAAAUCAAUAAAUCCAACGCUUCAUUCAGAAUCUAAAACUAACAAUAUAUGACGAUGCGUCAGUUUUAUCUUCGUUGAUUUCUGGGUUACUUGGGUACAAGGAAAAAGAACAACUUAUACUAUAACCUUACUAUUUUAUCGAGCUCCUCUCAAAAUCAAUUUUUGAUUGUAACGAUUGGGCUUUCAGUACAUCAACUAUCCUAUACUUACCAAAUUUUCCACCUAUACAGCAGUGGCUUAAUAUCUACGGUGCGUACGGCUUUUAUUUUAUUAUUAUGAUGAUGUCCAGUGACGUGUAUUUACAAUUUUUUUUUUUAUUGUGAGCAAUGAACAAAAAAAAAAUAAAAAACACCGGGUUGUUAGGAGAACUUACACCCCUCGUUAUUUUGUAACAUAUUAUAUUUACGCUAUGUCGUCCUCAAAAAAAUGUAGACUACUCGUGUGUAUUUUACUUAAAACACGAAAGCGCUGGUUUGUUUAUUAAAUAUUUAUCUAUUAAAUAAAUAACUCAAAUAUGUUUUAUAUAUAUAAAUAUUUUUUUUUAAAGGCUUUAAGUCCAUCCUCUCUGCCCUUCCUUGUAAAUACGUCACUGUUACUCAUACAUAAAGUAGUGCCAAAAGCUAAAAAAUUCUUCUCUCGAAAAAUUAUUAAAUAAUUAGAUAUUUAUAUUUUGAUCAUAAAUAAGCCAACAUAUAAUUUUAGGAAUGUUAAAAAAAAUGAUUACUCUAAAAAAUUCAAUUGAUAUCUGCGCUUUCCUUUCCGGUGGAUAUUAAUAUUUUAGUACUGUAUAAUUUGUAACUUGGACAUUUUUUGAUAAAAGUUUAUUUUUCUUUCUUAUGUUCACAUUUUAAUUUCUAAAAUAGCAUCUUGGAUGAAACGUUACGCCAGUGAAGACGAGUCGAAGACAUUGGAUAUGCCGUUCAAGCUGUCAACUUUGCAAGAGGAAAAAUUCCUGAAUUUUUUCAAAUACUAUUUAGACGGCGAUUGUGACGGUUUCGUAUUCGAACACGAUUUUCAUCAGUUUGCUGAGGUAGGCACCUGACAUAAUCCAUAUCCUGAUUCGGUAUAGUUUCAUUUUUAUCCGUUAAGACACGUCUAGUAUACAUUACACAAAUAUAACAAGUAUAUAGGUACCUACUCAUUAUAUUAUCUAUAAUAAAAAUAUCAAGAAUUAUUAACCUUCUACCAUGUGUGUGGUUUCUGAAUUACAAAUCACGUGCGUGGUAUAAACAUUUGACGGAUUAAUAUCAAUAAAAUAUAAACACUAAUCAGGAUAUAUAGUAUAUACACAUGGCGAGAAAUUUAUAUAGGUAUAUAAGGAAAUAUAAACAUGUAUUAUUUAUUAUCCAUAAAAUAUACACAGUUAUUGAGUUAUGUAUUAUUUUUUAUAGGUAUGAGUAUACAUAUAUUAUAGGUAUUAUAUUAUAUUAUAUAUAUAUAUCUACGGGGUCUCACGAAGAUAUUAUAUGCAUUGUGGUAUUUCGAAAAGUUUUCAUUUUUUUUUUUUUGAUAAUUUAUGAAACAAGCAGUUGUAAAAUAUUGCAUUACCAUUUUUUUUAAUCUUAUUUUUGGGGGUGAAACCACUACCUCACUGUCUAUUUUUGAUUUUAAAAUGACAUCCUAUAUUAAACAUUUUAUAAAAUAUACGGAGUAGGUAUUAGUUUAAAUACAUUUUUGUGUUGAAAUUGUUUUUUCUACAUACUCAUUGAUGGAUGAGAUAUUACACUUUUUUUAAGUUUGGGUAGAGUAAGAGUAGUGGAGCAUAACAAUAUAUUUCAGGGUAAUUAUCCGCGCGUGUGUAGUAGAAGUUUAAAAAAAAGUUAUACAAUAACGUUCGUCAUCUACAGAUAUAAAUAUUAUUUUUAAUGCACGUGUUUCAAUACGUGAAUCGUGUAGAUCAUCGCGAGAAAAACGGACCUCACUUGCGUACAUUAUAAUAAUUACGAUCUAGAUAGAUUUAACUAUAUCGUUGAGCGAUGGAUCCAUAAUUUUAAACAAAUAUCUGAAAGGUCCCUCUUAAGUAUUUGGACUAAACGACUAGUUGAAAAAUUGAAUGUAGUAACAGCAGAAAGUGACCAUUAGGGUGGACCAAAAGAUAAUUUUUAUGUUCAUGUUUUAUUUUUAUGAUUGUAAUAAUACUAUAAACUUUUAUUUCACAAAAUAUUUGUUUGGUCCAUCUUAGUGACUAAUCGAUUUGCAACCGAAUUUACAUUUACACGACCGGUGUCAAAGGCAAAAAGGAUAUCAAAACGACUGGUGAUAUUUCUCCAUUUAGUACUCAAAAAUCCACAACUUAGUAAUAUUGUGUCUCACAGAAACUGGAAUGAUUUUAUUUUUUUGUAUUUGUAUAUGGACAAAUGGUAUAUUCUGCAUUUUAGAUUCUGAGUGGGGCGAGGAAUGUAUUGGUUUUACUCUGGGUUUUACAAUGAUGUUUAUUGUUUAUAUUUUUUUUUAUCUGUAAAAAACUUUUCUACCAGAAAUUUUGGUCCGAAUUACAAGUAUAUCACUUUUUCUGAAAGAAAAUCUGACUGAGUUAGUACUUUAAGGAAAAUUUUUUUUGAUUUUUCUAAGAGUUUUACCAAUAAAUGGGAAAAACCGGGAAAAAACAUGGAAAAACGUAGGAAAAACGGGAAAAUAGGUACAAUAUUAAACAAAUAUUAUUAAAGAAAAUAUAUAAUGCAUAGGUAUGUAUUUAUUUUACCAUAAUAUGAAAUAUAUAUUGUUGACAAAGCAAUUGUAUCAACCGAACUCCACUCAGAAUCGUUUUUCAUUAGCAAUGGUUAAUCGUUGCGUACAAAUAUACAUUAAAUUCCUGUCUAUAUCCUACUUUCCUAACUUCCUACCUACCAUAGUGGCUGCACCCAUUUCCACUAUCCUAGGACAGCUUUUUUAUUUGAUUCUGGGUUGAUAAUACCCUUUAUAUAUUUAUCCGUAGGGUUCCAUUUUUAAACACGCCGGAAAAACGUAAGUAUUUUUCUUUCAACAAAGAAAAUUGUAAUUAGGAGUUAGAUAUCUACUAAUUUUAAGAUUCAUAGUUUCCUUAUUUAUAUUAUUUAUCCAACCUUUAGUUUUUAAUUUAAAUAUUUAGACGGUACAUCUUUAGUAAAUUAUAUUUUAAAUAAAUUCAAUAAUUAUAUUGUGAUUUGUGUAUUAUUUUAUUAUAAUAUUUAGAAACUACGACGUUUCGCUGAUUGGUCACCGAGCAGUGAUGAAUAUAUAAUUUUGAAACAAGUUUUAAGAGAAUUAAUUCAAGUAUUCAUUCCGUGUGAAAGCGGUCAAAGUAAGUAAUGCAUAGUGAAAUUAUAUUCUACGACAUUGCUAUAAAUAUUUUGUGGGUAAACAUGUCCGAAAGGAUAUCUGAUGAAUAAAAAUUGGGCUUGCAGUCAAUGUGUCUAUGUAUAUAUUAUCUCUACAUGAAUGUAAAACCAACAAAUUUACUAAGUUAAAUAUUAAAUAUUAUAUUAUGUUUCGUGGUUAAUAAUUAUUAUAAAUUAACAAUUUUAUACGACAAAGGAAUGAUUCGUUUAUUUGUAUAAUUUAGGUAGGUAUACGUGCGUGUUUAGGGGGUGUUGCAGAGUAGAAAUAAAUUAGAUAGAAUGAUAUGCAUCCCGCGAGAAACAUUUUAAGUUCGUAUAUGCAUAUACAUAUUUAAAACAUUAAUCAUUUUUAGGGUUAAAUUCACAUUAUAAAUAUUAUGUUUUAGUAGGUAUAUAAAAUCAUUUGUGGUACCUAUACCCACUAUAACAAUCUAUUUUCGUUAAAUAUUUAAAACAGUUUCCUACAUAACUGUGUAUUAUACUUACAGUGUUUAUUGGUAGGUACCUAGUUGCACUAUGAUAGAUUAAAAAUAAAAAUAUUGUUAAAAUAUAUACUGUAUUAUAUUAUUAUUUUCUUUCUGCAAUUAAAAAUCGCACGAAUUCAAUUUUUGUAAUAUUCUUAGACGUUGCGUUUGUUAGUCUAUCAACAGACGACUGGUUAAAAAUAUGGUGUCAAACGUUAAGUAGCUGUGCCGUGGCCCCGGACAUGCCGUUGUGGCUGAAAUAUUUUCAGAAUAUAUUGUUCAAAUCUUUGGAUUCGGGUAGGUAAUAAAUUACGAUCAUAUAUACAUUUCAAAAGACGAAUUAACUAUAAUAGGUGUAUAAUACUUUUUUUUUUAGGUAAAGGUGAAAUAGAAAAGGCGAAUUUGCAAAGAUUCUACAGUACGUUUCUCGAUGCAAACUGCGAAGAAGCUAAACAAGUUGUGAUCGACGUGGUAUACAAUUCACUAACGUCAGUGAGUAUUAUUUAUACUUGUCAGUUGUUUUACCAUUUAUUCACUUUACUAACAUUAUAAUUUAUAAUAAUCAUAGGGGGGAACAAUAUCAUUUUGUACCUUUAUUAAGUUUUGACCGGGUUUCGUGGUAUACAAGUCGUCAUACUCGUAUUUUGUUGUUAUACAUUUUGUAUUCUAAUAAAACAGUAAGCUAUAAUAUAAAAUAUUAAAAUAUAAUUAUUUAGAAACAACUUUAACUAUUACAGAUCCGGAUUUUAACCUUAUAUAAAUUUAUAUAGUCUGUAAAAAAAAAAAAAAAUACUUAAAAACAUUUUACAUUAAAAACAAAUUACAGCAUCCUCGCCUUGCAUACAGAAACUAAAAUACAUUAUAGGUAAGAACGUUUAAAAUAAUUAAUUUCAAAACCUUCGCGAAGUUGUAUAAUCUAAUUUUACAUAUACUUUUAAUAAAAUAUACAGCUAUAAUUAUUUAAAUUUUUAUAAUUUCUCUCCUCAAACAUUAUAUACUGAAUUUUGAGUUUGACGUGUUGUGGAGAAUAACCUUCAAAGCUGACAUUUUACAAUUUGCGUCACCAUUAAAUCGCAUAAAAAGUUCUUACCUAUCGAUACUUAUAUACUCUCGAGAGGCCGGGGACCAAUUUAGCAUAUUGAUAAUUACAUAACUAGCACUGUUCCAUAAUAUAAUUCCCGAGAUCGACUGGGAAUAUGGGUAUUAUAGGCGCACAGCGGUCCGAGUGUUGUGCAAUUACCAGGUGAUUCAUUUAAGUGGGUACACUCAUUAUCUCGGAAAGUAUUUACUUUUUCCGGAAUUUGUUUUCUAGAAAAUUUAAGAAACAAGUUGCUCUACAAUUUUAUGUUUAUUUUAUUUUUUGUCACCCUUAUUUUUGGGGGUAAAACCACUACCUAAUUUUGUUUUCCAAAUGGAUAUUAAAAUAUCCAUAAAUAGCUGGAGUAUUAGUUAAAAUAAAUAUGAGUGUUAAAGUUUUUGAUUAUGUCAAGCCAUUGACGAGAUAUUCCACUUUUAAGUUUCGGUUAGGGGAAAGUAGUGGUGCAUUAUUAACACGUCACGCGCUGUGCCGCCUCACAAAACAUAAUUGUCCACUACUCUUUGCCGAUCCAAACAUAAAAGCGGACUAUCUAUUAGAUCUAUUAGAUGACGAAAAUCAAAAAUUAUUUAUGGAAUUUUUAAUACAGGUUGUCAUUUAAAAAUUAAAAAUACCUAGGUGGUAGUUUUAUUCCAAAAAAUAACAUAAAUAUAAAAUUGUAGAUCAGCUUGUUUCUUAAAUGUUCUAGAAAACAAAUUCCAGAAAAAGUUAAUACUUUCCGAGAUAAUAAGUGUACCUACUUAAAUGAAUCACCCGGUUUAUACUCGUAGUAAUAAGAUAGACGUAUCGUAAGAUAUUUUCCGCCUUAAAGUGAAAAUUUUACUGUUGUAUUACUAAUUUCAUUUUUCCGCUUAAAUUUCUUUAAAAUUGUAUGCCUUCCUAAAACAACGUAUGUAUUGCUAGUACCCUAACGACGGGCCUGAAGACAGUAUUUUAACUAGUGGUUAUAAUUGAACACUUGUACCUAAAUAAAUUAACGUGUAAACUACUUGCAUAAGGGUCAAUAAUACGUAAAGGGCUUCGCUUCCAAACUCUUCCAUAUAAUUUGUUCGCAUAAGCUAAAUAAUUUCUCAUUACUCAUCCUCAUUAUUCUUAAUAUUAUUGUUUAGUUUGAUUUAUUCAAAAAAACAUAAAAUAAUAAAUCACAAUUAAUAACUUAAUAAUUCGUUUCUAUUCAGUUAAAUAAUACUUUACACAUUUUUUUGUAGGGAAUUAAUAAUAAUUCUUUUUCAUAACUAGUAAUAAAAUAUGUUACAGGUAAGAUUAUAUACAAGAUGAUAGAAAAAAAAAAUCUAGCAUUAGAAUUAGUGGUGGCGUUAUUCUUUCUGAAUCAUUUGUUAUCGGCAGUUUUAUAAUUGACUAUAUCCAAAUCUUUACGUACCUAUAGUUCAGAAUUUCAUUUAAAAAAGGGCGGACCAUUUAAUGUAUAAACAUUAGGUUAAAGUAAAGUUAAAGGUACACGAGUGGGUAUACUCAUGACAAAACAAAUUUGUAUACGUGUACCCGCAGACUUUUCCCUGUUUUUUUGGGUAUACAUAUGUUUUGAAAAAUGAAAAGUGAGUACCUACUUAUUUAAGGUUUGUACCCUUUACUACGGUACUAACCUAUCAGUAUAAACUAACGAUUUGAAAUUAUUUUUAAGCUUUAAUUUAAAUGCGUUUAACGUGAACAUUUUAAACUUUGAUAAUUUCCAUAUAUUUAGAUGUAUAUCGUUAGGUUAGGUUAGGUUAAUCGGUAUAUUAAGCGGAACGUCAAAAUCCCCAAAAUGCCCAUUUUUAACAUUAAUGUAAUGCAUAUAAUGUACGAAAUUUAAUUCUGUAAGUUAAAAUCUAAAAAACACGCACACAUUCCUGGAACAAUAAUAUGAUGCUGAAAUUUGUGUUCAAAUUUAACUCGGCUUUUAUCAGUUCGAACCACCCAUAAAAAAACUUAUUUCAUGCUUAGGUACAUUUUGAAAACUUUGAGUGGAUGAACAAGUUCGAUAAUCACCUCCAUUUUCGAGAAAAAUUUGACAAAAAUAAAAAGGAACAAUUAACGUUUUUUUACUUGUGUAACGGUGGUUCGGAUGGUAACAUGGUCCUUUUUUGUUAAAUACAUUAAUGUCAUAUUGUUUUAAUGUGUUUGUAUAGAACGGAGAUUUUAGGUUGGAUCGAGAAACUUGGGGUCAAUGUUUUGCCAACUGGUUGUUGGGCACUAAACCCAAUGGAUGCGGCCAAUGGUUGUUCGGAAAGUGCGGCCCAAUUCCCGAAUUCUUCCCCAUCGAUUAUUCCGCAAUGAAUUCCACGGCCGACACGAGGGACAUUUAUUCGCACAAACGACGGAGUGACAGGCAUUCAAUUGUGGUCUAAAGAACGCGCCGCAAUAAUUAUAAUCGAUAUCUAUACCUACAUACUCAUUAUUGUUGUGUUGCCAUGCGUACAAUAUGCUAAACAAUCCAUAAAAAGUAUUUUUUAUAAAAUAGAAAAAAAAAAUAGUAAAU